This is a messenger RNA of Colossoma macropomum (tambaqui), 1667 nucleotides long. RefSeq names its product keratin 99 (gene krt99). Gene Ontology annotation, molecular function: structural molecule activity. The record is from RefSeq and is a predicted model, not a curated record. Lineage: Eukaryota; Metazoa; Chordata; Actinopteri; Characiformes; Serrasalmidae.
CAUUGUCGCUUCAGUGAGGAUCAGCAUCUACCCAUGCCUGUCAGAGUCCAGCGUAGUUCUUCCUUCAGCGCGCACAGUGCUGUCGGGUCAAAACUCCACGACUCAGCUGGAAGCAUGGUGCUGAACGGUCUGAACGGUAAUUUAAGUGUUUUUGAAUCUUAUGGUGGCUAUGGCAGCCGCAUCUCCGGUUCUUCAUCCUUGGUGGUGACCGCCUAUGAGGUUACAUUUGGUGCCAAUGAAAAGCUGACCAUGCAGAAUCUUAACAACCGCCUGGCAUCCUAUCUGGAGAAGGUGCGCGCUUUAGAGGCUGCCAACAGGAAGAUAGAGCUGCAAAUAAGAGAGUUUUAUGAAAGCAGGGGCCCUGCUUACCACAAAGAUCUGUCUGGAUACUUCAUCACCAUUGAAGAUCUCCGCAAACAGAUUCUUGCCCGUUCCAAGGAAAAUGCCAAGCUCCACCUGCAGCUGGACAAUAUCAGCCUGGCAUCUGGUGACUUUAGGAUGAAGUUUGAGAUGGAAAUGAACAUACGGUUGGCUGUAGAAACAGACCUGGCUCGUCUGCGGGGGACUUUGGGGGAGCUGCAAUUGGCCUGUAAAGAUUUGGAGAUCCAGAUCCCUGGGCUGAAGGAAGAACUGGUGUACCUCAAGAAGAACCAUGAGGAGGAGCUGCACUUGCUUCGUACACAGCAGAGUGGCUCAGUGAAUGUGCAGGUUGACUGUGCCCCCUCAGUGAACCUUGAUAAGGAGCUGCAGGAGAUGAGAGAGCAGUAUGAGACCCUCAUCCAAAAGAACCUCAGAGAGGCUGAACAUUGGUUCCAGAGCAAGGCAGAAACAUUAAAGUCUCAGGUGACCAGCAGCUACACUGAGAUCAAAACUUCUCAGACAGUACUCACUGACCUGAAGAGAAACUUCCAGAACCUGCAGAUAGAAUUGGAUGCAGCUCUAAUGCAGAAACAAGUCCUAGAGAAGAACCUGGCUGAUGCGGGGUUGCGUUACAGUGCCCAGAUAACUCAACUUCAGUUACAAAUAGACCAUCUUCAGGAGGAACUCCAGGAGCUUCAUGUCAGCAUCCAACAGCAGGCCACUGAGUACCAGCUGCUCCUGGACAUCAAGAUGAGGCUGGAGCUGGAGAUCGCUGAGUACAGAAGGCUUCUGGAAGGAGAGGCGAGAGGAAGUGUCGUGACAUCAACUGUGAAAGAGACUGUGACCGAAACAGUGAAAAUAGAGGAAAAGGUGGAAGAGGAGCAUAAUCCUCAUGUCCAGAGGCGGGUGAAGGUUAUCGUGGAGGAGCUGGUGGAUGGAAAAGUUGUGUCCACUUCAGUGGAUGAGAAAAUUCAGGAACUGAGCAACUGAGUUGAGGAUCCAACAGCUUUACACAUAUUACUAUGAUACGUGCUUCACACAUAUUACUACAAUAUUAUAUUCAUAGAGACAGUGAUCAAAAUAAUAAUGCAGAACUUUAUCAUUCCAGAAUACAGCAACUUCCGUAAUAUUAUAUCAUUUAUUUGGGCUCUAAGUGGGACCUUGUUUUCCUCUAUGUGUGGUGAGGUACACUACCAUUCAAAAGUUUGGAAUCAUUUAUCAAUUAAGUUGUUAUUGAAUAACAACUUAUACGGUUAUGAGACACCAAAGUGUAAACUGAGUGUAUCCAUCCAUCAUCUAAACCGCUU